GGAACAAACAAAUCCAGGAACAACUAUAUUCAACAUACGAUUGUUAACGCGCUUCACGAUCUCUUAACAGGUGCUGUUGUUGUGAAAUACUUUUGUACGCCUCAUAUAUCUUACUUGACAAGACCACGCUUUGAAAUCUGGCCUCGGAGCUAUCUGUAGGCUGCAACUCACCUCGUUCACUCAUCCACCUCGUCAAAACAGCUUCUCGGACACGCCGAUUCUCAACGAGCAACGCAUAAUAUGGCAUAUUCCCUUCCCUAUCCCAGUGUUAUUCCAGCGGGAACUGUGGUGACGCUCGAAAACGUCGCCCAAGUCCUCGGAAAUGACACCAAGGUCAAGGUCGCCGGCAUCGACGUCGACGGGCAGCUGCGGGGUAAGCUGAUGUCGAAGAAGAAGUUCCUCGGUAUCGCAAAAGAGGGCUUUGGCUUCUGUUCGGUGGUGUUUGGAUGGGAUAUGCACGACAAGACGUACUUCAAGGAGCUGAAGAUUAGCAAUAAGGAAAAUGGUUACCGCGACGUCAUCGCUAUUCCAGACCUCAGCACGUUUAGGCGGAUACCAUGGGAAGACGAUGUGCCGUUCUUCCUCGUCAGCUUCUACGACCCAGAUACCAAGGAACCACUUAGCGCAUGUCCGCGAGGAAUUUUAGACCGGCAGCUACAAAAACUGGAGGACGAGGGCAUUGGCGCGAUGGCAGGCGCUGAAUAUGAAUUCUACCAAUUCCGUGCACCACAUAGCGGCAAUGCUCCGAUAUCUGAGCGUAACAACUCUUCGACUGCCACCUUCCUCCAGAACAACCCAGUCGACUCCCUCCCAUCCCUCACCGAAGGCAUGUUUGGAUACAGCUUAACGCGCCCCCUCCAUAAUAAAGCCUACUACUAUGGCAUCUUCGACGCCUGCGAGAAGUUUAACACCCACAUCGAAGGUUGGCAUACUGAGUCCGGCCCCGGCGUUUUCGAAGCCGCCCUCGCCUUUGGAGACAUCAAAGGCAUGGCCGACCGCGCUGGUCUAUUUAAAUACGUUGUUAAAUCUAUCGCUACAACCUACGGUAUCACGCCCUGCUUCAUGGCCAAACCCCGUCAAGGACUGCCCGGAAACAGCGGCCACAUGCACAUCUCCCUCGUCUCCUCCUCUGGCACCAACCUCUUCGCGCGUGACUCCACGGACCCCAACCCGCCCUACCCAGACGUCGCCAACCUCUCCGACACGGGCCGCCACUUCCUUGCCGGCAUACUCGAAGGCCUCCCAGACAUCAUGCCCAUCCUCGCACCCACAGUGAACAGCUACAAGCGCCUCGUCGAGAACUUCUGGGCCCCCGUCACCGUCUCCUGGGGCCUCGAGCACCGUGCCGCUAGCAUCCGACUCAUCGCCCCUCCCACCGCCAAGGCGUCUGCCACGCGCUUUGAGAUCCGCGUCCCUGGUGCGGAUGCGAACCCCCACUACGUGCUCGCGGCGUGUCUAGCGCUGGGAUGGCGCGGUGUGACGAAGAAGCUACAGCUUACUCUGCCGCCGCUGGGGAAGGGUGAGGAUGUGGGCGGUGAGUCGGAUGCUGGGCAGCGGCUGGCGAAGAAUUUAGGGGAAGCGACUGUGAGGUUUAUGGCGAAGGAUAGUUUGGCAAGGGAGGUGUUCGGGGAUGAGUUUGUGGAGCAUUUUGGUGGGACGAGGGAGCAUGAGGUGAGGUUGUAUGAUGAGGCUGUCACGGAUUGGGAGGUGAAGCGGUAUAUGGAGACAAUAUAGAGGGGAACAGCCAACUGGUCUCCCAUCUCACUUUGCGUCGGCGCAUUUGCACGUGAAUACAUCUACCUCACCUGUAUUAGACGAACUAUACAAAGCGAGAUAUACCACAAUUUUACAGGCAUGGAUCGUUAUUUAUUCAUGUCCCCCAGGGCCAAUAUUAUUUUUUCAUGGGAGUCAACUGUCCCAUACCCGAGUAUCUCGGUACACAAGUAUCAAGUAUUCGACAAACGGCCGAUUAUGCAAUCCUUCGAAUCCCUCUUCGACACUCCCUCAAAGGCCAAUUCCUCACCGCCAAAUUCCACGCCAAACCUUUCCCAUUGACCAACUCCCGUGCCGUGCCGUCGUCCCCCGUCCCAUCCCGGUCCGCCCUCUGCCGCCCCACGAUGCCGAACACGGGUAAUUUAAGCAUCCAAAAUUGCGUCCCAGCCAAAUCUCGCGAUACUUGGCGUUGAUGCCGUUCUUGGCACAAACCCAUUGAGGGAUCGGCAAUGUGGUCUUAAUCAUCGGGAAACCCGGGGAUUUGAUAGGACUAAGCGGCGUGACGGCGUUUCAAAUGUCCGAGAUAUGGGUUUCGAAGGAUUCGGGGAUUGGGGUUAAGGCAUUGUCCAAUCAAAUAUCCCCAUGCCGUGUCAAAUAUGGGGCUGAUGGAAGCUAUGGUGGUGAUGGGACUGACAUGUGGACGAACAGGGGUCAGCGGGCUUCCAGAAAAGUAACACUAAUCUUAAAAUGGACUAGAGACACUCCAUUACCCCAAGGAUUCUCUCCUUCUUCCUCAAUAUUACUAACCGUACUGGGGUUAGAUUGCUCUACCAGUUCUGGCUCUGGUGAUCUUUCGUCUUUUCUCAUUUCACUCUUGGCCGCGCCUGGCUCAUUUCAUAACGUGCGCCGACUUUAUACAUGUUCCCGUCGCAUCGCCGGUGGCCUCGCCCUCGCCCUCCUCUCGCGACUGACUCCAUCCUCUAUCUUCGCUGACCGCGUCACGAGACACCAUGGCGUUCCAGGACGACUCCGGUCUAACCCUCCUCGGCCCCCUCACGACCAUAUUCACCCCACCUGCUACCUGCCAUGACCUCACUGUCCUCUCAAUCUCUACUGUCUUCAGCACCGUUAUCACCCUGACAAACACUAUCUCCGACGGCUCGGCCGUCUCCGUCCAUACCGUCCCCACCGUCACCACUUCGACCACCGCUUACCUCGAGAAAUACGACUACGUCCUCGACGGCUCCUGCUAUCCCGAGGGCUACACUACCUACUCCGCCUACUACUCCCCCGGACGCUGCCCCGCCGCCUGGGAGGGCGUUGUCACCACCGCCCAGAACGGCGAGACAACCAUCCAAUGCUGCCCCACCUCCUUCACCUUCAGCGGCGAGCUCUGCCGCUCAUCAAUCACCGAAAGCACCACCACAUCCGUCGUCCUCUAUAAGAAUGAGCUCCGCGUUGACCCCACCCCAACCGCAUCUAACAUCCCAGAUGGAAUGGUAUGGGCCACGGGCAUAGUCGUCCGCUACCGCGACGGCGACUUCCCUGCCACCACCUCGAAGUUCUCCUCUGCCGUCAAUUCCAUCGCAGCGCCCACCUCCACUCCCUCCACCCCCUCCACCCCCUCCACC
This is a messenger RNA of Pseudogymnoascus destructans, 3344 nucleotides long. RefSeq lists its product as uncharacterized. The record is from RefSeq and is a predicted model, not a curated record. Gene Ontology annotation, molecular function: glutamine synthetase activity. NCBI's taxonomy places the organism in Eukaryota, Fungi, Ascomycota, Leotiomycetes, Thelebolales, Thelebolaceae. The transcript is spliced from 3 exons. Bases 241 to 1734 code for a protein of 497 amino acids.